Messenger RNA from Vollenhovia emeryi, 2199 nucleotides. Its product is annotated as leukotriene A-4 hydrolase-like. The transcript has 12 exons. The record is from RefSeq and is a predicted model, not a curated record. The coding region runs from base 74 to 2179 and encodes 701 amino acids. Lineage: Eukaryota; Metazoa; Arthropoda; Insecta; Hymenoptera; Formicidae. Gene Ontology annotation, molecular function: zinc ion binding; metallopeptidase activity.
UAGUUUGGGGGUUACGAAAAUAAACAAGUCCCCGCAAGUUUAAUGUUUCGUUGGCACCUGCUCAAUCGUGUAUAUGCUACUUGAAAGUCACAGUUACAGUUUCGCGAUACGGAACGUAAUAGGUAGUCGAUGCUGCCAGAUAAAGGAAGAGACGGGCAAAGGUAUCUUACACAACACUAUACAGAAAAUAAGGAUAAUGGAAGGCUCUGAGAAAUUUAAAGAUACGGCUGAUAAAUAUAGUUGUGCAGAACCAGAAUCAAUGCGUGUAACUUCAAUAUAUUUAGAUUUAAAAGUGGAUUUUAGUGAACAAGUUCUUGAAGGAAAAGCGCUUUUGACUAUAAAUAAGGAAAGUUCAAGUAACCAAGUUAUUUUGGAUAUCGGCGACCUCAUUAUAGAAAGUGUAAAUCUACCAAUUGACACUGUACCAGUAUACCAUGUCCGCAGUUAUACCAAAUUGUCUGGUCAAUAUGGAAAUCUAUUAAUCAUAAAAAUACACUCUAAUGAACUUCCAUACACUGUGACGACUUAUCAAAUUGAGAUUAAAUAUAGAACAAGUAAAAAUUCCAAUGCAUUGAUUUGGCUUACACGUGAGCAAUCUGUCGAUGGUACAAAUCCUUUCCUAGUAUCUAACACCAAGUACGCAUAUGCAAGAACGUUGUUUCCAUGUCAGGACUCACCACGUGUUAAAUUUAAGUAUUCUGCUAAGAUUACCGUGCCAACAGGUUUCACAGUUGUAUCAUCCGCGCCUAUGACAAAUUCAUUCCACGAUGAGGACGAAAGCAUAUUUGUUUUCGACCAACCGAGACAAAUACCACCUUAUGGAGUAGCUAUUGCCGUGGGUCAAUUAGAAACACAAAAACUUGGUUCGAAAAGCAUAGUGUUUGCCGAAGAGAAAUAUAUUGAUCAAAGUGUCAGAACGUUUGCAGCUUUCGAAAGUAUCUUACAAAUUGCCGAAAGAAUCUGUGGCCCAUACUGGGAUCUAUUUCAAAUAUUCGUGCUCCCAUCAAAUAUUCCCACGAAAUAUUGUGAAAUAUAUCCAAACGUGAUAUUUAUAUCACCGGCUGUACUCGACGUAGAUAUCUGUUUAGUUACUUCACUUGCUAAGCAAAUCCCCCUUAUGUGGACAGAAUAUUUAGUUACGCCUACCAGCUAUUUUGAUUUCUGGUUAAGUAAGAGUCUCGGCCUGUACAUUUAUACGAAGAUUAUACGCGAAAUGCAGAUGAGUGACAAAAUAAAGCAGCAUCACAUUGAUAAAGAAAUACAUUACUCGCUGAAAGAGAAGAUUGACAAGGAAUUAUAUAAAAAACACAACUAUCAGUUCGUACCCCAACUGACAGAUAUGUCGAUUCAAGAUUUAAAUAAAUCUCUUAAGGAAUGCGUGCCUUAUGAAAUAGGAUAUCUGUACUUGGAAAAAGUGGAGUUCGAAGUAGGAGGAGCACAACUCUUCGAGUCAUAUCUUAGACAUUAUUUUUUUUCUUAUGCGGGCUGGAAUGUAAAUGCUGAAAAUUGGAUACAAUGCUUGGAACAAUACUUUUUGGAGAAAAAGGAGGAGUUACAUCCUAUAUUGUGGUUUACUCCGUUGACGACAACAGAUGUACGAAAGUAUUCAACCGUUUCGAAAACUUCGAUGGAAACUUUUAGUCUCUUCUUAGCGGAAGAAUGGCUAGAAUGGACUUGUCUGAGUAGCGGUACACCCCCUAAUUUCCAAGGGGCAGACUCUUUUUCUGAUAUUGAGAAGAUAUUCAUUUUAAGAGACAUACAUGAUUUGAUAGUGGCUCGGAAAGAAUGUGAAGAUUUGAGUGGCCUCGAGAUAGAUAAGCUGACAGAUAUUUUGAAGAUCACGAACAACAAUUAUGAAAUAUGGUUCUAUUGGCUAUGUCUGUGCAUCGCAAAUCGAUGUUCAAACUCGGUUCAAAUCGCUUUGGAUUUUGUUACACAAUAUUGUUGGCCAAGUUAUGCACGUCGUAUAUUUAAAGAAUUGUAUGAUUGGCCAGAAAUGCGUGAAAAAGCGAUCGCUGCGUAUAAUCAGUGUAAGAUAAAGUUUCUUCCGGUCCUAGGUAUGACGCCGGCUGAAUCGAGAAAGUCUAUGGACUCAGGUACCACUUUUCAUAAAAAGAAGAAGAAGAAGAAGCAUUUCAAGUCAACGCUCCGUACGUACGAUAGGCUUCACCAAGUAUAGCUUGACCGUGCUUAGAAUUC